Dendrobium catenatum is the source of this 981-nucleotide messenger RNA. RefSeq lists its product as uncharacterized. NCBI's taxonomy places the organism in Eukaryota, Viridiplantae, Streptophyta, Magnoliopsida, Asparagales, Orchidaceae. The record is from RefSeq and is a predicted model, not a curated record. Bases 69 to 815 code for a protein of 248 amino acids. The transcript is spliced from 6 exons.
AUUCUUCGAACGCGUUGGUUGCAGUCUCGGAGGGCAGCGGAGGGAGUGGCGGUGGAAGAGGAGACAAGAUGUCGGGCCUGCGAAGGCUUCUAUCUCCGAUGAAAGCUUCGGCAUUCUCGAUUCCUCUCCCUUCACUGUUUUCUAUUUCCAGAAGUCCCUUUUGUGGAAGAUCUGGACUGUGGAAGAUUUUGCCCAAGCAUGUUUACUCUGAAUCAGAAACUCAGAUUCUGGCAUUUGGAAGGGUACUGGAGAACAAAGCUUUGCACAGCUCAAAGUUCUCAGGCCAGAAGUUAUUUGUUGGAAGCUUUCUCGGUUUAUCAGUAGCUACUGGGUUGAUCUAUCAGCAAAUAAACGACAUCUAUGCUAUGGAUGACAAUUAUGCUGGCAUGGAGGAGCCAUCAGGAUUUUUGAAGGACGAUCUACAUGCCUUCUGGUCUUUAGCAAGGAAGUUUCAGUUGCCUGUUGUUCUACUUGUUACAGUACUUUUGGGAUGGAGGCAUCCAUUUGCACUUGCUAUAAAUGUUGCACUUCUUCUCUUCUGCACGAGGCCCAACCCAUUCUCUAUUUAUAUGUUUGUUGAGCAGUUGCGCCAAAGAGAAAUGCAUAGGGAUCCUAGCCUGCAAAAGACAAAGUUUCUUUAUGUGAAGAAAGUUGAAGUCGAAGAUUACAAGAUCUUAUGUAUGGCCAGAGUAGAACUGAGAGAUUUGAAGAUGAAUGUGAUUGGAAUUCUGGGCGGCUGGUGGGUUUUCCAGACAUCACCGGCGCAACCAGGCUGGGCAGGAGGAGCAAAUAGCAGAGGCAAAGGAAGCCAUUGAUCAAAGCUUGAAGUUUCUUACUGUCAAAUAGCCAUAUUUUGCUCCAGAUAUUUUUCUCUAGUUAGCAUUCAAGCUUAUGGUUCUUAUAUUAGCUGAUUCCAUUAGUUUUUGUUUACAUUAGAUACUAUAGUCCCAGAUGAGCUCCAUAAGCAUUUUCUGUUGAAAA